AAGCCAGCGAUCGUGGCUCCGCGCAGCCACGUUCCACCUCUCACGCAACAGCCGUCACCCGUCCUGUUCGCAUGCCGGGAUAUCGCUCGUCUCGAGGAAACCGACGACUCCAAUUCGAGCCUAGCCCCAGGCACCCACGCGCGUGCUCUGCGAUGCCGACCCAGCGAAGCCUCGCGACGAUCGUCCCUGGAAGUCCUCCGGCGUCCGUUCCUGAUGUCCACGCAAUCGCCAAGAUCGCGAUUUGUUUCCAAGCUUCGAGGAAUCGACGAUCAAGCGUUGGCGACCAAGUGAUCUGGCUCUUCGAGUUCCACGAGGUUGAAGACCCUGAGCAUCUGUUUAGUGAAGGUUGCCUUUGGUGCAAUCUAUGCUCAGGUAAAGAAGGUGUCGAGGCGGAUCUCCAGGAGUUCCAGGUCUUCGACGAGUCCGAGGAUUAGGCUAGUGACCUCCCCCAGUCAGCUGCCUGUGGUGGGUUGUUUACGUUGGCUACGUUUCGAUUCUGUGUACUUUGAUUUAUAUUAUGUAAAUGGCUCCAGUCUGUAAUAUUAUUACUUACUCUUUAUUGUAAUUCGAAGCAUUGUGCUAUGAU
This is a messenger RNA of Zea mays, 586 nucleotides long. RefSeq lists its product as uncharacterized. NCBI's taxonomy places the organism in Eukaryota, Viridiplantae, Streptophyta, Magnoliopsida, Poales, Poaceae. The transcript has 3 exons. The record is from RefSeq and is a predicted model, not a curated record. The coding region runs from base 72 to 434 and encodes 120 amino acids.